Cebus imitator (Panamanian white-faced capuchin) is the source of this 881-nucleotide messenger RNA. Its product is annotated as transcription initiation factor TFIID subunit 4-like. Bases 18 to 599 code for a protein of 193 amino acids. Lineage: Eukaryota; Metazoa; Chordata; Mammalia; Primates; Cebidae. The record is from RefSeq and is a predicted model, not a curated record. The transcript has a single exon.
CUGGGCUGGAUUCCGGAAUGGACUCCCCUCUCUUCUUGAGCGUGCAGCAGAGAGCAGUGCAGCCAGCCCUGCCGCCUGAGUGGAUGGAGGGCACGAGGCCCUCGCCUGUGUCCCUUAGGGGUGACACCUACCGCCCUGCCUGUCGCGGUGGCCCAGGCCCUUCUCUCCCUGCAGGUGGCCCAUGCCGCCCCUGGCCGCCCACACUGUCCUCCACUCAGGUCCCUCCGCAGACGGUGGCGGGUGCGCGGCCUUCUGGCAUCUUCCGGUUCCCGCCCCACGUCCCGUCCUCCUGCAGAUCAGCAGGCAGCUCUCCUGGGCCUGCGGCUGCUCCAGGCCUCCCAUCUGCUCCUGGCCUCCGGUGGGCGCUAACUGUGGGGCUGCGGCCUGGGACCGUGGCUUUCCUCUCGGCCCCCAAAUGGCUUUCCUUGAGUUGCUCAGCCUCUCCACACGAGGCUCCUCAUGCGGGCAGAGGGCUGGGGUCCAGGGAUCCCCGCGCCCUUUCUGCAGGAUGUGCCCGGCCCCUCCAGCCUGCCCCUGCCCUGCCCUGGGGACAAGUAUCUGAGGUUUGCGUCCCUGUUUUUCUCCCUGUAGUUUUGUGAGUGUUUCAGGGACAACGGCCAAAGGUCUUUUUUCCACCAUCUUUAAAUCCAAGUUGUUUAAAACAACAUUAAUUUAAAAAAUAAAAAAUAAAAGCAAUCCAUGCUUACGGUUUAAAAAGAGUUCAGGAGUCUGGAGUCCGUUGAAGGGUAAAGGCCUCCCCUGCUGCCAGUCGGCUCCUCUUUCACGAAGCUUUCCAGAAGUUUUGUGUGCUUAUGAAAGUGUUCGUGUGGCCUUUCUCUUCCCUUCCUUUAUUAAACAGAGAUAGGCUCAUGCCGGAUAAA